CCUCAGGAGCACUGGCAAUCCCCGCACCAGGAGGGGCGGCCCCUCCUUCCCGGUGAUGGUGGGGCCACACCCUGCGCGUAGCGCCCAGGUCGCCUUUACCCUCUACGUCCUAUAGUUUAGCCAUCACCCUUCCCAACUUCCGCUGUCCUUGGAGAGUCGGCCGGAUAGGAGUUCUAGGACGAUCAGGGUAGGCAAACUGCUUUCCCCUUAAAAACGGCGGCGGCGGCGUGGUGUCGAAAGUGCGGAGCAGAGGGUGCAGGUUCUGUCCUCGCUGCUUCCCUGCUGUGCUAGGGAAUAAAGGGAGCGUGGCUGGCGCUGAAGUGGAAGUCCAAAUAUAAUGUCAGGUGGCUGAAAAUUUGCCUAUCAAAAUGUCAAAAAGGCCAUCUUAUGCCCUACCUCCUACCCCAGCUCCUGCAACUCAAAUGCCCAGCACACCAGGGUUUGUGGGAUACAAUCCAUACAGCCAUCUGGCCUACAACAACUACAGGCUGGGAGGGAACCCAGGUACCAACAGCCGGGUCACGGCUUCAUCUGGUAUUACCAUUCCAAAGCCCCCCAAACCCCCAGACAAGCCCCUGAUGCCCUACAUGAGGUACAGCCGGAAGGUCUGGGACCAAGUGAAGGCAUCCAAUCCUGAUUUGAAGUUAUGGGAAAUUGGCAAGAUUAUUGGAGGAAUGUGGCGAGAUCUCACUGAUGAAGAGAAGCAAGAGUAUUUGAAUGAAUAUGAAGCUGAAAAGAUAGAGUACAAUGAGUCCAUGAAGACCUACCAUAACUCUCCUGCAUACCUUGCCUACAUCAAUGCAAAAAGUCGUGCUGAGGCUGCUCUGGAAGAAGAGAGCCGACAGAGGCAGUCACGCAUGGAGAAGGGUGAACCUUACAUGAGCAUACAGCCAGCAGAAGACCCAGAUGAUUACGAUGAUGGCUUUUCCAUGAAGCACACAGCCACGGCCCGUUUCCAGAGAAACCACCGGCUCAUCAGCGAGAUCCUGAGCGAGAGUGUGGUACCUGAUGUCCGCUCUGUUGUCACAACAGCUCGAAUGCAAGUUCUGAAACGCCAGGUUCAGUCCUUAAUGGUUCAUCAGCGUAAACUAGAAGCUGAGCUGCUGCAGAUUGAAGAGCGUCACCAGGAAAAGAAGAGGAAGUUUUUGGAAAGCACAGAAUCCUUUAACAAUGAGCUUAAAAGGUUAUGCAGUUUGAAGGUGGAAGUGGAUAUGGAAAAAAUUGCAGCUGAAAUUGCUCAAGCUGAGGAACAGGCUCGCAAGAGGCAGGAGGAAAGGGAAAAAGAAGCUGCUGAGCAAGCUGAGUGCAGUGAAAAUAAUGCAGCAGCUGAGGAAGAACAGGCAGCUAACAAGAUAGAGGAGAAGAAAGAAGAGGAGAGUGCUCCAAUGGAGACAGAAGAGCCUCGCCCAGAAGAGAGCACAGAAAACCAGCAGAAUGGUGAAGAAGGAACAUCUACCCCAGAUGAUAAGGAGAGUGGCCAAGAAGGGGUUGAUAGCACCGUGGAGGACGGAACCAGUGAUAGCAACACUGGCUCAGAGAGCAACAGUGCGACAGUUGAAGAGCCUCCUGCAGAGCCCAUCACUGAGGAUGCUGAGAAGAAAGAAUAAAUAUUGACUCAUUUUGUGUGUCUCUUUUGAAUGAAGUACUGUUUUGAUUUCAAACUCUACUGCGUGGCUUUUCUAUCUUCCCUGCCUGCAUCUCUUGUCUCCAGAGGCUAACGGGGUUUAGUAACCUAUGGUCAGCGCAGCAGCUUCAGGGGGCCUUUAGAGGCAAAAGCUAUUUCAAAACAAACAGAAAAGGAAAUCUCAUGUGUCUAAACAGCUGUUACAAUGUAGAGAGGUACUGCCUAUUCCUUGGGGGUUCUCCCCUCAAAGAUAGUGUUGGGGUUCAUAUUAGAGACUUCUCUCUUUCAUUUAGUU
This is a messenger RNA of Colius striatus (speckled mousebird), 1919 nucleotides long. RefSeq names its product SWI/SNF-related matrix-associated actin-dependent regulator of chromatin subfamily E member 1-like. Gene Ontology annotation, cellular component: SWI/SNF complex. The coding region runs from base 369 to 1607 and encodes 412 amino acids. Gene Ontology annotation, molecular function: nuclear receptor binding; nucleosomal DNA binding. Lineage: Eukaryota; Metazoa; Chordata; Aves; Coliiformes; Coliidae. Gene Ontology annotation, biological process: negative regulation of DNA-templated transcription. The record is from RefSeq and is a predicted model, not a curated record. The transcript is spliced from 11 exons.